UGAUUUUUCUUUGUGACGAAAACAUCUUUAUUCAGUAGUCUUCUAGACCAGAAUGAGAUAGAAGAUUUUUAGGAGCUGCAAGUAUUUAAGAUACUUAGCUGUUUUAAAUGCCAGUAUUUAUAAUAUCAAGUCCAUUCAAAGAGGGAUCUACGACGAUAUGCAUUGGUAGUACACUUAGCGAAUGUCUGAUAGCUGUACAUGUAGGAUCGCCUGUGACAAAUAGACAUAACCCACGGAGGGCCCCGCUCACAGACACACUCGACUACUCAUGUGGAUUAUACACAUCUUUGGUGUAAGGAAAUGAAUAAGAUCAUCGGUUAAGAAAUAUGGGGAAAGUUUUAUAUUAUUUAUAGUAAUGAAAACGCAACAUUGUUUGUACAUCGACCGACAGUCUUCUUUUGGAUGGACUAUUGAUCAGGAUGGGAACACUAACUGGAAGAAUCUGCAGUGUGCACUUUGAAAAUGUGGAGCGGAUCAAACGUAAUGUACGUGAUGUCUUAGUACUUAUUAAGGAAUCGGAUAUUUACAACAACAGAUGGAGUCGGAAAACUCCGAUUCCUUACAUACUAGUGGUUCUGAAGAUGGACAAGGCGAGGGAAAUCGGACUACAGAUAACAAAUAUUUACCGAAAAGACCAGGUGAUUUCAAGACCAUAUAUGCUCGAAAACCGGCUUUAAAAGAGCUCUACAAGGAAAAACAGCACGAAGAGAAUUCAUGUGUUCAGAAACAGUGCACUAGAACAUUAGGGACUCAAGCUGUGUAUCAGAAAAUGAGCUCAGACUCAGCAAAGAAAAGAAAUAUCGGAGAGAGUUCGGAUGAUAAAGAGAAUUCUGGUGGGACAAAAAGUUGUCGAAGGAAGUUUGACUACACUCAGGCAGUGUACAAGAAAGGUGCAACACUGAUUUCAAUUUUAGAAUUAGACUGUGCAGACUCAUCAGAACCAGAGUCUCCAAAGAUUGAACCACUGACGUUAAAUAAAAAAUUCAGCCAACUCGUGCCCUUCUCAAGGCAAAAGUCCACUUAUCACCAGUUUGAACAGACUAUGUAUUACUCAUGUACCCCGGAACAACUGUCUCUACACAAAUUAAGAUGCUCAAUCUAUUCCAGUCUCGGCGCCAGCUGGAGCAUAGUCAACCCAGAUGAGUGCAAGCGUGUAUGUUUUCAAUGCUUCAAUAAAUACAAGGUAGAGUCAAUGUUAGAACUGACCCCUGGAGACCACAUCACCAUCCACCGAUCUGUCGGAUACGAACACCACGCCAUUGUUGUCGAGGUAUCGCCCGAUGAGGACGACCCCACUUCCGGUUUUCUGAGAGUUAUUCACCGCAGUGCAAAUGCUGGCGAAGUGGCCAAGGGGAUACUACUGUGUAUGAUCACUGUGGGACAGUACGGGAAUUUAGCGUACCUGCGGGAGGAAGACGUGAAAUUCGAUUUAAAGAAACAGGAUGUGUAUAUUAUUCAGUACAAAAAUAAACCCUUUACUCGUUCUAAAAUCAUCCGCCGAGCACGGGCCGAGAUAGAGAAUGAGGAAACAUUGUACAGUAUAUCAUCAGACAACUGUGAGCACUUUGCUAACUGGUGUGCUACCGGGGAGUAUUACAGUCACCAGAUUGGCUUACUGAAAGCUACUCUCCAAAUGCUGCUCUUCUCAGACAAUGAAGCAUAUAAUAGAAUGUUAAGUAAUCUCGCAGAGAAUGGUAUAAUGUGCGAGGAAUGCUUUCAGGAAGCUAAAAAGGCACAGGAAGAAAGUAGACUAAAUCAGGAGAAAGCAGAGGAGAAUUCCCUGACACGUAUGCUUCCUUGAUUGCUUUACUCUUAAAAACGUGCUCAAACCAGAGAAUAAAACAUGGAAAGCAUGGAAUUAUGUACAACUGCCUAGCUCAUACAUGCCAGUCAAUUGAAUAUUAGCUGCAAAGCUGUAGCACUAUGGUUUUUAUAUAUAUUCGAUUUUUUACGCAACAGGUGGACAUUUCUGCUCAAUGGGGGUGGGGUGGGGGGUCUCCACUUUCCAGCUUUGGUCAAUCAACUACGUUUUACUGCCUCAUUCUAGACAUAUUCUAUUACAAACUUGUAUGUUUAACCACCUUUUAAUCCUUUAUGGUCGUUUAUUAUGGACCAAUAAACUCUCAUUGUAAUUUUUUGCAAAAUGGCAGAAAAUUCAAAAUGAGUGAGUUUAGUUGGCUGUAGAAAAGACUAUGAAGGGUUUGGAGGUUAAAAUAAUAAUGUAAAGGUUUGUUAGUGUGGAAUGUUUCUAGAAAUAGGGAGUAAAUGGUAGUCGAUUGACCAAUGUGGGAAGAGGAUAAACUCUCUCCAACAAUUCACAGAAAGUCUUGUAUUAUGGUCAAAGACUACAAUAUAAAACCAUAAUGCCACAACCCUGCAGGUAAUUGAAUCUCAAAGAUAACGCCCCAAAAUGUUUGCAAUCUCCAAAAAAAAUUACAAUGCAUUCAAAUGAAUAUAUUGUGUACUUUUUUGUUGUAAUAAAAUCUUCAUUUUCUGAAAUA
This is a messenger RNA of Saccostrea cuccullata (small rock oyster), 2501 nucleotides long. RefSeq lists its product as uncharacterized. The record is from RefSeq and is a predicted model, not a curated record. Lineage: Eukaryota; Metazoa; Mollusca; Bivalvia; Ostreida; Ostreidae. The transcript is spliced from 4 exons. Bases 536 to 1801 code for a protein of 421 amino acids.